Molecule: messenger RNA, 2618 nt
Organism: Punica granatum (pomegranate)
Lineage: Eukaryota; Viridiplantae; Streptophyta; Magnoliopsida; Myrtales; Lythraceae
Source: RefSeq, a predicted model, not a curated record
GAGAGAGAAGACGACGAGAGGAGGGAAGGGGAAAAGCGAAAGCAAGGCUAUGGCGCGAGGGAUCUCAGGGCUCGCCUACCCGGAGCGCUUCUACUCGGCGGCGUCCUACGCCGGAUUUGACGGAUCUUCCGAUUCCUCCAAGGGAGUCACUUCCAAGUUCUCCAAUGACGCGGCAUUGCUCCUCUACGCUCUCUUCCAGCAGUGAUGCUUGUGGAGAAGUGAUAUGGUUGCAUGAUUGCCCUGUUGCUAGCUAAUCACCAUGCACAGGCUGCGCUCACCACGCCACUGUAGGACCUUGCAAUGCUCCAAAACCUAGAGGUUGGAGUCCUGUCGAGCAAAGCAAAUGGACAAGUUGGCAUGGGCUGGGAAACAUGGCUCAAACUGAGGCCAUGCGACUCUUCGUGAAAAUCCUGGAGGAGGAAGAUCCAAGUUGGUAUUCAAGGGCAUCUAAUUUUGUCACUGAGCCCGUUGUGGAUGUGGAAAUGAAUCACACAUCAAACACAAAACCGUUCGUAGAGAAUGGACAUUCAAUUCCCGAGACGAAAACCAUUGCCGCUGAGAAUGGCAUAGUUAAUGAAAUUGAGGAUAAAGACAUCAUCUCAGAUGGUCCUGGUUCAAUUGCUGUCUACGAUCAAUGGGUUGCACCUCCAGUAUCUGGGCUGCGACCUAAAGCCCGUUAUGAGCAUGGAGCAGCAGUCAUUCAAGACAAAAUGUAUGUGUAUGGGGGAAACCACAAUGGUCGUUACCUCAGUGAUCUUCAUGUGUUAGAUUUGAAAAGUUGGACUUGGUCGAAGGUUGAUGCGAUUUUUAAAUCUGAUUCCUCGGAGUCGCAAAAUCCUGGGCUAGCAACUCCUCGUGCUGGGCAUUCAUUGAUUACUUGGGAUAAUAAGCUUCUCUCAAUUGCUGGACAUACAAAGGACCCAUCAGAAGGCAUCCUAGUUAAAGAGUUUGAUCCACAGAUCAAUACCUGGUCAACCUGGAAGACUUAUGGAAAACCACCAAUCUCUCGUGGAGGUCAAUCUGUGACCCUUGUUGGGACAAGCUUAGUGAUAUUCGGUGGACAAGAUGCAAAGAGAUCUCUUUUGAAUGAUCUACAUAUCCUUGAUCUCGAGAGCAUGACAUGGGACGAAUUUGAUGCUGUGGGAAUUCCUCCAUCGCCGAGGGCCGAUCAUGCUGCUGCAGUACAUGCAGAACGUUACCUUCUUAUCUUUGGUGGCGGCUCACAUGCUACAUGUUUCAAUGAUCUCCACGUUCUCGACCUUCAAACAAUGGAAUGGUCAAGACCCAGCCAGCAGGGGGAGAUACCCACUCCUCGAGCAGGUCAUGCAGGUGUAACAAUUGGAGAUAAUUGGUUUAUUGUUGGUGGUGGCGACAACAAGAGCGGUGUCUCUGAAACUGCCGUCCUCAAUAUGUCCACUCUUGCUUGGUCCGUGGUAACUACUACAAAGGGACGUGUUCCUGUUGCCAGUGAGGGAUUGAGUCUGGUUGUGAGCUCCUAUGAUGGUGAAGAUGUGCUGGUAUCUUUUGGUGGAUAUAACGGGCGUUACAGCAAUGAGGUUAAUGUCCUUAAACCAAGUCACAAGUCAACCUUACAGUCAAAGAUGGAGGCACUGAUUCCCGACAGUGUUGCUGCUAUGCAAAAUGCUACGAAUGCCACCAGAGACUUGGAAUCCGAUUUUGAAACAGGCCAGGACGGUAAAAUUAGGGAAAUUGGAGUCGACCAUGUUGACUCCGAUCCCAAGAAAGCAAAGGGCGAGGAAGGCAGUAAAUAUCUCUUGGCCACCCUCAAAGCUGAGAAAGAAGAAUUAGAAUCUUUGCUAAAUGAAGAGAGGUUGCUGUCUCUUCAGUUAAAGCAAGAAUUAUCAGAUGCUGAAAAUCGCCAUUCAGACCUAUACAAGGAGCUCCAAUCUGUACGUGGUCAGCUAGCAGCUGAGCAGUCAAGAUGUUUUAAACUUGAGGUUGAUGUUGCAGAGCUAAGGCAGAAACUGCAAACGUUGGAGACGUUGCAAAAGGAGCUGGAGCUCCUCCAAAGACAGAAGGCUGCUUCGGAACAAGCUGCACUGAAUUCGAAGAGGCAGAGCUCGGGUGGGAUGUGGACUUGGCUUACGGGAACUCCUCCGAGCCAAAAGGAGGAGGAGGAAGCCUGAGAGUUAUAGCUACCUACACUCUUCCUGUUUAGUCAUCAAGCUUCAGGUCUUAGUGAUUAAUUCAUUAUUAACGUUAUACAGGAAGAAAAAACAGAAUUACUCUAGUUAUACGCUUAAUCCCCUCAAGUAGCCUCUCGUGAUGGACUUUUGCUUGGAGUUCUGUAAAUUCGAAAGUUGUCGGGCUUAAGACUGAUGUAUUUUCCCAUUGCAAUUUGUUACUUGAGUCUGCAGUUGACAUGCAUAUACGUGAUAUGAGGGGAUCAGAGGGGGCCGAUUCGAGGAUGCGACACAACAGGAAAUUCCUAAAGAGACUUGUUCAUUUUUCUUCUUGUCUGCUUCUCUUCUCUAGGAAUGAAUCCGUAGUUUUCUUGAUUACCAGGUUUGAUUACUAACUAGAGCCGUGCACUGUUACAUUGCCCUUGUUAUCUCAGGUACAAACUUAUGGGAAGGUUAGACGGAGAUUUUGAUCAA